This is a messenger RNA of Onychostoma macrolepis, 3081 nucleotides long. It is a transcript of the gene nr4a2a, whose product is annotated as nuclear receptor subfamily 4, group A, member 2a. Gene Ontology annotation, biological process: regulation of transcription by RNA polymerase II; dopaminergic neuron differentiation; cellular response to corticotropin-releasing hormone stimulus. Lineage: Eukaryota; Metazoa; Chordata; Actinopteri; Cypriniformes; Cyprinidae. The coding region runs from base 256 to 2055 and encodes 599 amino acids. Gene Ontology annotation, molecular function: RNA polymerase II cis-regulatory region sequence-specific DNA binding; nuclear glucocorticoid receptor binding; nuclear receptor activity. The record is from RefSeq and is a predicted model, not a curated record. The transcript is spliced from 8 exons. Gene Ontology annotation, cellular component: nucleus; transcription regulator complex.
UAAACAAAGACACAUUGGCAGAGAGAGCUCUACAUGCCAGUGUUGAGCUCCGCGCUCUGCGAACCACACGCCGUACUGGACAUUUACACACAUAUUCUGCAUCACAACCUUAUGGAUACAAUAUAGUUUAACUGAUGGUCUACUAAGAGGGAGAAUCCAGAGCUGACUCGUUUGUCUUGAACUCCGGUAUUAAAUUUCACCUGAUAUUAUCACCUUCACCGCGAACUGCAGAGGAACAGUCUCACGACUGAAGCCAUGCCCUGCGUCCAGGCUCAGUAUGGCUCAUCCCCGCAGGGCGCGAGUCCUGCGUCUCAGAGCUACAGUUACCACACCAGCGGAGAAUACAGCUGCGAUUUCCUCACGCCAGAGUUUGUGAAGUUCAGCAUGGACUUGACCAAUACCGAGAUUACCGCCGCCACCACCUCUCUGCCAAGCUUCAGCACCUUCAUGGACAACUACAACACCGGUUAUGACGUGAAGCCGCCUUGUCUUUACCAGGUGCCCCAUUCUGGAGAACAGUCCUCCAUCAAAGUGGAGGAAGUCCAGAUGCACACAUACCAUCAGCAAAGCCAUUUGGGCCCGCAGUCAGAGGAGAUGAUGGCCCACUCCGGGCCUAUGUACUUCAAACCUUCCUCACCUCACGCUCCGGGAGCGGCGAACUUCCAGGUUCAGCCCAAUCAUAUGUGGGAGGACCCCAGCUCCCUGCACACUUUUCAUCAGAACUAUAUGACCACGCAUAUGAUAGAUCAGCGCAAGAACCCCGUGUCCAGGCUUUCCCUCUUCUCCUUCAAGCAGUCUCCACCCGGAACCCCUGUUUCCAGCUGUCAGAUGCGCUUUGACGGGCCUCUCCACGUGUCCAUGGGGCAUGACAGUCCCGGAGCGCACCGAGCCCUGGACAGCCAGAAUUUCGCCGUGCCCAGUGCCAUUAGGAAACAGGCGGGAAUAGCCUUCACGCACUCCCUGCAGCUCAGUCACGGCCAUCAGCUGAUGGACAGUCAGGUGCCGUCACCCCCGUCUAGAGGAUCUCCGUCCAGCGAAGGUUUGUGCGCGGUGUGUGGGGACAACGCGGCUUGCCAGCACUAUGGAGUCAGAACGUGUGAAGGGUGCAAAGGCUUCUUUAAGCGUACAGUACAGAAGAACGCCAAAUAUGUAUGUUUAGCCAAUAAAAACUGUCCUGUGGAUAAACGCCGGAGAAACAGAUGUCAGUAUUGUCGAUUUCAGAAGUGCCUGGUGGUCGGAAUGGUGAAAGAAGUUGUCCGGACCGCCAACUUAAAGGGUCGGCGAGGCCGUUUACCCUCCAAACCCAAAAGUCCGCAGGAGUCUUCUCCCCCCUCUCCGCCCGUCAGUUUGAUCAGCGCUCUGGUUAGGGCUCAUGUGGACUCCAACCCCUCUAUGAGCAGCCUCGACUACACCAGAUUCCAAGCCAACCCAGACUACCAACUGAGCGGAGAUGACACACAACACAUCCAGCAGUUCUACGACCUCCUAACCGGAUCCAUGGAGAUCAUCCGCGGAUGGGCAGAAAAGAUUCCCGGGUUCACCGACCUGCCUAAACCGGACCAGGACUUGCUGUUCGAGUCUGCCUUCCUGGAGCUCUUCGUGCUGCGCCUGGCGUACAGGUCCAACCCGAUGGAAGGCAAACUCAUCUUCUGUAACGGUGUGGUGCUGCACAGGCUGCAGUGCGUCCGUGGAUUUGGCGAGUGGAUUGAUUCUAUAGUGGAGUUCUCGUCUAAUCUCCAGAACAUGAAUUUAGACAUAUCUGCUUUCUCAUGCAUCGCCGCCCUAGCCAUGGUCACAGAGAGACACGGACUGAAAGAACCCAAGAGAGUGGAGGACCUUCAAAACAAGAUAGUAAACUGUCUGAAAGACCAAGUCACCUUCAAUGGAGGCGGCUUGAAUCGUCCAAACUAUUUGUCCAAACUGUUGGGUAAACUGCCUGAACUGCGCACACUGUGCACACAGGGUCUGCAGCGCAUCUUCUACCUAAAACUAGAAGAUCUGGUCCCACCGCCAGCAAUAAUCGACAAACUGUUUCUUGACACUCUGCCCUUUUAAACCGCGAGAAAAGGAGAGAGAGAGAGAGAGAGAGAGAAAGAGAGAGAAUCAAACAACCUCAGAGAACUUCCACUGACUCUCUUGAAAACUGAAAGUCUGAUUUUUUUUAAUCCACCAACCAUUGCCAAAUGACGUGCGCUUUCGGAAAAAAAAAAGGAUUCAACAAUCUAAAGCCUGGAAAACAUCACGCGAAAUAAUGAUAAUAAUAACUUUUGUCAUCGGCAAGUUAUUUUGCCCCUUUAUCCCACCAAAAAAAAUACCGCUACAGAGUAUCUCAGAACAGAGAAAAAAAUAAAUAAAAAUAGGGAAGAAAGUAAUAAUAAUAUGAUAAAUUAUAAUAAAAGACACAUAUUAUUCAAUAGUAUGCCUGAUUUUGAACAAUGAAAAAUAUCUCGCCACUACUAAUCAUUGUUAACUGCAAACGUCUGUAUUCAUGGAAAAUCACAGAGUAGAGUGUAUUAUACACCAUUUCUAUAUACCUAUUCAAUAGAUUUAUGUGAUUUAUAUGAUGUAUAUAAAGCUUGUACAGAGACUUUUUUUCUUUUAUAACUUGUGCCUGUGUAUCUCUGUCAGGUGGAAAGGAGACGCAUGUUGUAGAGGACUCUUGUCUCUAUUACACACUCUAUAUUCCGGACACUAUGUAGUCUGUUAGAUUUUAUAAAGAUUCGUAGUAUUGGGGCAACUUUUAAAUAUGGCACAUGUGGAUAAAACCAGUAUCAUCUGUAGAGGUAAAAAGGGACCCAUAGUGUUUGUAAAAUUGUCAGACAUUCCCCGUUUGUAUGUGUUGUAUGUAUUGUUGCUGUUUAAUAUAAACGUUUAUAUAUUUAUUUUGAGUUCGCCGUUAAAGCAUGGUGCAGUUGAAAUGAUUUCAGACGCAUCACCGUCGUCUUUGUUUAAUGUCUUACAUGUGAUUUCAUUUGCCAUCUUCUAUUCCUGUAGGUGUGUGAAGAUCAUCACUGCCUUUUUCUAUGGUUUAUCUAAAUAUACUGCAACUCGUUCGGUUCCGAAUCAAACUUCAUGAGAAAG